AGGGAGGGAGCAGCAGGGAAGUGACUAGUGCCAGGACAGGCACACGGGCGAGUCCUGAACUUCCCCGGAACAGUACGCAAACUGUGAGCGCAGUGUUUCAGGACGUUCCGGCGCUGCAGGUUUCGUGGUGCAAUUACGAGGUUGUACGUGGUGAACAGGUCACCGGGGCACGUCGCGUUCGACUGAGACCGUGCAACUUGUUUUUCCCCUAACUAAGCUCCAUUUUCGGCUGCACGAAACCCGAGGCGGCUGCGGAGUUCAAGCAGAAGUUUGCGCUUGUCCGCGGGCUUCAGCUCUGCAGGAAUGUCGCACACAGGAAGAGCCACGUUUUAUCGACAGGAGGUGAAUAAGACCGUUUGGGAAGUGCCGUUGCGCUAUAAGAACCUCGCUCCAGUCGGCUCGGGUGCAUACGGAUCUGUGUGCUCAGCAGUUGAUGAGAAGUCGGGUUUGAAGGUUGCUGUGAAAAAGCUUUCAAGGCCAUUCCAGUCCAUUAUCCAUGCCAAAAGAACCUACAGAGAAUUGCGGUUGCUCAAGCACAUGAAACAUGAGAACGUAAUAGGCUUGCUGGAUGUUUUCACACCUGCCACCACACUGGAGGAUUUCAGCGAUGUAUACCUGGUGACUCACCUGAUGGGUGCAGAUUUAAACAACAUAGUGAAAUGUCAGAAGUUGACUGAUGACCAUGUGCAGUUCCUUAUCUACCAGAUCCUUCGAGGGCUCAAGUACAUCCAUUCAGCAGAUAUCAUUCACAGAGACCUGAAGCCUAGUAAUUUGGCUGUGAAUGAAGAUUGUGAACUUAAGAUCCUUGAUUUUGGCCUGGCACGGCAUACGGAUGAUGAAAUGACAGGAUAUGUGGCCACCAGGUGGUACCGAGCUCCGGAAAUCAUGCUUAACUGGAUGCACUACAACAUGACAGUGGAUAUUUGGUCUGUUGGCUGCAUUAUGGCUGAGCUGCUAACGGGGAGAACGCUAUUCCCUGGCACCGACCAUAUAAACCAGCUACAGCAGAUAAUGCGGCUGACAGGAACUCCCCCUUCCUCUCUAAUAAGCAGGAUGCCUAGCCAUGAGGCCAGGAAUUAUAUUCAUUCCCUGCCACAGAUGCCUAAAAGGAAUUUUGCUGAUGUAUUUAUUGGGGCCAAUCCACUGGCCGUGGACCUCCUCGAGAAAAUGCUGGUCUUGGAUACAGACAAGCGAAUAACCGCAGCUGAAGCUCUGGCUCAUUCAUACUUUGCCCAGUAUCAUGACCCAGAUGAUGAACCAGAGGCAGAGCCCUAUGACCAGAGCUUUGAGAGUCGGGAAUUAGAGAUUGACGAGUGGAAACGUUUGACCUAUGAGGAGGUCAUCAGCUUCAAGCCUCUUGCCUUUGAUGUGGAUGAAAUGGAAUCAUGAGAAUCGUAAAGGACAGGAAAUUCAGCAGUCUUUCAACUUUGUUAGCACUGUUAUGUUCUGUAAUGCAGUUCUAUAAACAGACCGACAGUAUGAUUAUUAAGUGCCUGACACUUUAUUUUCUUUGUUCUAGUAUUUUUCCAAAAUGUUUUGUGUGUAUGUGUGUAUAUAUAUGUAUGUAUAUAUACACACAACACACACACACACACACACACAUGUGUAUGUAUGUAUGUAUAUGUAUGUGUGUGUGCGUAUAUGUAUAUAUAAAAUAUAAAAUGGCAUCUACUGAUUUAGGGAGCAAAACACAUUAUGGCAGAAAAAAGGGACACAUUUCAUACGAGUUCAAACUUAAGUAGGGUUCCACAGUUUAACCCCAAAGUAGAGUCUCUUUUUAUUUUGUGCUAAACCCUUACCAUGUUUCCAUGCAUUUGUCAGGCAAAUGAACAGACAUGAGGACAUUUUUAUGCUUACACACUUGCAAAAAAAAAUUUCGCCUAGCUUUAUGCUUGCUAUACUUUAUCACAACCUGGCUGCUUCAGUAAUUUUUCUUUGUUUAAUGAUAGUGUUCCUAUUGCUAUUUAUAGUGUUAUUACCUACAUAGAAUACUCCUGCCACCACUUCUGUCUUAUUUGACAUUUCUUGAAUAUUUUUGCUGAGAAUAAAACUAGCUGGAUAUGUCAUUGACUGAUGGUUUUAAUAAGAAAAAGGUUAAAUUUUUAGAUAUAAAAUAUUUAAAUUUUAUUCUCUGCCAGUAGGAUUAUAUUUCAGAACAAGGUACAGAAAUCUCUGACAUGUAACAACCCUCUCAUGUUUUGUUAAACAGUGCAUUGAUUGUAUGUGCAUUACCUUGCAGUUAGAAGUGUUGCUAGAGAUAUUUCGCAAUCAACUUAAGACCCCCGUUUAACUUAUUCUUUUUUUCAAGAAAAAAGAAAAAGAAAAAAUUUGAAUAUAUGCCAUUUAGUUUUGACUUUGAGAAACUAGAGUAACCAUUAUUUGGAAAACUUAAUUGGCACCAGUGACAAGUUUAUUCUUGUAAUCUUUUUCACCUUCUGUAUGUUUUUUGAAGUGUUUGCCCUUCUGACCUGUCACUAUGUGCAAGUCUGUAAGACAGAAAUGGAGAGAAUGUGACUGCAUGAUGUGAAUGGGGUUUUUCCUUUUGUGUUUUUGAGCUGUUAUAUAAGAAAUUAUUAAAUGAAUGUCAAUAUUGUACCAGUGUGAGAUAUUUAUAUACAAUGCAGAGGUGAUAUUAACUGGAUUGACUGCUUGUGUCUGCUGUAUUUCCUACACCAGGCUGUAGAGAAUAUAAUCAAAUAAGCAUUGUUUAUUAAAUAAAAUAAAGGCAGAUAUUUUUCACA
Molecule: messenger RNA, 2741 nt
Organism: Silurus meridionalis
Lineage: Eukaryota; Metazoa; Chordata; Actinopteri; Siluriformes; Siluridae
Gene: mapk14a
Product: mitogen-activated protein kinase 14a
Exons: 12
Coding region: 304-1389 (361 amino acids)
Biological process (GO): intracellular signal transduction; protein phosphorylation
Cellular component (GO): nucleus; cytoplasm
Molecular function (GO): ATP binding; MAP kinase activity
Source: RefSeq, a predicted model, not a curated record